AUGUCUUCGCCUGUACUAGUUGGGGUCAAUGGACAUUCCCGUGCCCUCGUAGACGCGGAGGGCUUGGAUCCCGUCGAGAAGCUGAAGAGAGAACUCGAACGCGAGAGAGAGGAGAAAGAGAACCUUGCUGCACAGUAUCGUAAUCUCCUAGCCAAACUCACGACGAUGCGUACCAGCCUAGGCAAUAAGCUUCAACAGGAUGCUGAAGAACUCGAUAGGAGGGAACAACUUGUUCAGCAUCUUACGGCUCAGAAUGAGGAUCUGGUUUCCACAGUCGAGACUUUGAAAGCCGAGCUCAUCGCAUCUCAUGAAGAAGCAGAACGCAACUCAAAGGAGCUAGAUACAAUUCGAAGUCAGGUUCUGAACGAGAAUGCACAGGAAAGUCUUCUACGCGAACGUGAGCUUCGGGAGACUGUGAGUGAGCUUGAACGGUGUCGCCUUGAGCGUGGCGAAUGGGAGCGCGCCUCAAUGCAGGAGAAGAUGUUGGGUGAUGAAGCAAGAUUGAACCUGGAGACAUUGAGGCGUGAUCUGGAGAUGGAACGCGAAGUUCGAGUUCGAGAGUCAGUUGAGUUGGUCGCAGCACGGGAGACUGCGACUAACUUACAGUCAGUGCUAGAGGAUUUCUCAGCGUCCAAGGAACACGAACUUUCACAAGCUGUGAAGGACUACAGAUCUCAGCUCGAUGAUGUCACCAUACAGGCCAAACUCGAUGAACUGAAAAUCAAUGCCUCGCGGACACAAGAACUAGAACAGGACGUCAAGGAGAAGAAUCUAUUAAUCGGGAAGCUACGACACGAAGCCGUAAUCAUCAACGAACAUCUGAUGGAAGCCCUCCGUAGACUUCGGCGCAACUCAUCCGAAACGAAUGUAGAUCGGCGACUAGUGAACAACGUUCUUCUAUCGUUCCUUUCCACUCCACGUGCCGAUGCAAAGCGCUUCGAAAUGCUCACGCUUCUUGCGUCUGUUCUAUCAUGGACGGACGCAGAACGUGAGAAGGCAGGCCUCCAGCGUUCCUCGAUAACAGCUUCAUCUGGCAAUUCAUUCUGGGGACGUCCUUCAAAUAUCGGGUCACCAAGUCAAAAGGCAGUCGAUUUGGAAAAGACAGAUGAGACUGAGUCUUUUUCCCGGCUCUGGGUUGAAUAUUUGCUCACCGAAGCAAACCAGGGCGAAACGCCCACAAGACCAACACGCUCGAACGUCUCGGUCCCAAACAGUCCUUUGCACUCACCAAAUAUUCUCUCCUCACCAACGGGGUUAAAGGGGACACGUCGCCUUGUAUCGUUCACUAGUGCCGCAGGCAUGGCAAGCUCACCAAGCUUGGCGCUGCCGCCGUCCCGGAAGGGUAAGGAAAAGGAGGUUGUACCGUGA
Messenger RNA from Suillus subaureus, 1368 nucleotides. RefSeq lists its product as uncharacterized. Gene Ontology annotation, cellular component: Golgi apparatus. Gene Ontology annotation, biological process: Golgi organization; endoplasmic reticulum to Golgi vesicle-mediated transport. Gene Ontology annotation, molecular function: small GTPase binding. The coding region runs from base 1 to 1368 and encodes 455 amino acids. The transcript has 6 exons. The record is from RefSeq and is a predicted model, not a curated record. Lineage: Eukaryota; Fungi; Basidiomycota; Agaricomycetes; Boletales; Suillaceae.